AAUUUCCGCUAAAACUAGGGACACGUCGCUACUUUUCGCAGUUUUCACCACACCACCACACGAAUAAUCCAAUGACGUGGCAUAUCGCGGUUGGCUGAGCGGGGAAAAGUCCAAUGCGGCUCGGUGUCAAACUAAGCCCCUUGGCUUUCAGGAAGAGCAGGUAGUCCAACGCAAGAAUCGCAUUCCACCAAAGAACACGCUACAAAAUUCCACAUUUUCGUCGAAUUCGUGCAGUUUUGGUCUCGGUCUCUCUCUCCCUCCCUCCCAAAAGAACCAUCUCGGACUUCAGAGGAGUCUGCAAGUGCUGUUGUUUGUUGCUUCAUUGUUUUUCAACUAGCCACCACUGAUGGGAAGGGGGAGCAUUUACAGAAGACGUGUGAAAGUAUUUACGUUAGCUGUAAUAAUCUACCUUGAUUAUAAGGCUGUACAGCAAAGAGAGAAAUGGACUAACAAAUCUAAAAGAUCUGCUUUAUGGGAAAAGGCUCAUGAGCGCAAUGCUAAGCGUGUACUCAGUUUGAUGAUAGAGUUAGAAGGUUUGUGGGUGAAACUUGGACAGUACUUAUCCACACGAGCAGAUGUUCUUCCUCAUGCAUAUGUAUCUCUUCUGAAGCAGUUACAGGAUUCUCUUCCUCCACGUCCUUUGCAAGAGGUUUGCCAGACUAUAGAAAGUGAACUGGGGGAACCCUUGGAUGAUCUUUUCUCAUAUUUUGACAAGAAUCCUUUGGCAACUGCAUCAAUAGCUCAAGUCCACCGAGCGACUCUUAAAAGUGGGAAGGAGGUGGUUGUUAAAGUACAGCACGAGGGCAUUAAGACAAUCAUAUUGGAGGACUUAAAGAAUGCAAAGUCCAUUGUUGACUGGAUAGCAUGGGCAGAACCGCAGUAUGAUUUUAAUCCCAUGAUAAAUGAAUGGUGCAAGGAAGCUCCAAAAGAACUUGAUUUCAAUACUGAAGCUGAGAAUACUAGAACAGUGUAUAGAAAUCUUCACUGUAAAGACAAGCACGAAAUGAUGGAGCCUGCAAAUCAAGUGGAUGUUCUGAUGCCUGAAGUUAUUCAGUCAACUGAGAAGGUUCUCAUCUUAGAGUACAUGGAUGGAAUUCGUUUGAAUGACUCUAAGUCUCUUGAGGAGUUUUCUAUUAACAAACAAAAGGUUGUGGAAGAAAUUACUCGUGCAUAUGCUCAUCAAAUAUAUGUUGAUGGAUUUUUUAAUGGUGACCCACAUCCUGGAAAUUUCCUUGUGAGCAAGGAACCUCCUCAUCGUCCAAUUCUUCUUGACUUUGGACUUACAAAGAAGUUGUCAGGCUCUACAAAACGAGCACUGGCAAAAAUGUUCUUAGCAUCUGCUGAGGGGGACCAUGUUGCCCUUCUGUCUGCUUUUGAAGAAAUGGGUCUUCGGUUGCGUGUGGAUUUGCCAGAGCAGGCAAUGGAGGUAACGACUGUAUUUUUUCGUGCCACAACGCCCGCAAACGAGGCUCAAGAAAACGUAAAAUCUUUGGCUGAGAAAAGAGCAAAAAAUCUGAAGGUCGUACAGGAAAAGAUGAAACUUAAUGAAAAAGAAGUUAAACGGUUUAAUCCUAUUGAUGCAUUUCCUGGUGAUAUUGUAAUAUUUUUCCGGGUCCUCAACCUUCUUAGAGGUCUUUCAUCUAUGAUGAAUGUUCACAUAGUUUAUAUAGAAAUCAUGAGGCCAUUUGCUGAAUACGUUUUACGAGGAGACAUUAGUAAGGGACCAGCAGCAAAUGGACAAUGGAUUUAUAAUUCUCCUGUGCACUCUGAUGUGGAGGGGAAGCUGAGGCAGCUCUUAGUUGAGCUGGGGAACGAUGAAAAAAUACUAGGAAUCCAGGUGUGCGCUUACAAAGAUGGAGAGGUGGUUAUUGAUACUGCUGCUGGGGUGCUUGGCAGAUAUGAUCCUCGCCCAGUUCAGCCCGAUAGCCUGUUUCCUGUUUUUUCUGUGACAAAGGGAAUCACAGCAGGAAUGUUACAUUGGCUGGUGGACCAUGGAAAACUCAAGCUUGACGAAAAUAUUUCUAGUAUUUGGAGAGAAUUUGGGACAAAUGGAAAAGAGCUCAUAAAGGUCCAUCAUGUGCUCAAUCAUACUUCUGGUUUGCACAAUGCCCUAGCAACACUUAGGGAAGAAAAUCCCUUGCUAUUUUGUGAGUGGGAUGAAUGUUUGAGUCAGAUUGCUAUGUCAGCACCAGAAACUGAACCUGGCCAGGAGCAAUUGUAUCACUAUUUAUCUUUUGGCUGGCUUUGCGGCGGAAUAAUUGAGCAUGCAUCUGGAAAGAAAUUUCAGGAAAUCCUUGAAGAAGCAUUUAUCCACCCCCUCAAAAUUGAAGGCGAGAUGUAUGUUGGAAUUCCUCCAGGUGUGGAAUCUCGGCUUGCAGCUCUAACUGUAGAUACAGAUGAUGUCAGGAAACUCUCAGCUAUUAGUAGUCGUGUUGAUUUGCCCUCCACCUUUCAGCCAAGUAGAAUUUCCCAAUUGACAGCAACCCUGCCAGCUUUAUUUAACAUGCUUAACAUUCGCCGUGCCACUAUACCUGCCGCCAACGGACAUUGCUCAGCCCGUGCACUAGCGCGUUACUACGCUGCCCUAGCUGAUGGAGGUGUUACCCCACCACCGCAUACCUCUUCAUCCUUGCCACCACUUGGCAGCCAUCCGCACAUUCCUAAAUUUUCUUCAAAGACGGCUCCCAAAAAGCAAAGAGGUAACAGAAGUGAGGAGGCAAGUUCUGGUGCAGAUAACAAAAUAAAUGGUUAUGAACGGAAACUAAAGUACCACAUAAGUUUUCUUGAUGGGAAGCGUAGUAGAGAUAGUAAGGAUGAUAGUCAUGCCAGACUUGUUGGUGAUGGUAGCCAUAGUUGUACCAAUAGCUCUAGUGCAAGUGACAACAUCGCUAAUGACGAUAUUCCUCAAAACAAGAAUGGCAGCAAGAUUUUCUGUAACCCUAAAAUCCAUGAUGCAUUCAUGGGUGUAGGAGAGUAUAGGAAUUUGGCCCUUCCUAAUGGAAAAUUCGGACUAGGGUUUAGGAGGAUUAGUUCUGGUGAUGGGUCCUUAACUGGCUUUGGGCACUCAGGACUGGGGGGAUCCACAGGAUUUUGCAACAUAGAUAACAGGUUUUCUAUUGCGGUAACAGUUAAUAAAAUGUCAUUUGGUGGUGUAACGGGAAAGAUUGUUCAGCUGGUAUGUUCAGAGCUAAAUAUUCCAUUGCCUGAGGAGUUUUCCGGACUGGGAGACAGAGGAGCCGACUCAGGGAUAAAUUUGGCACGACCUCUAAUUAACUGAGGGUAGGUGAAAUAUUUUGUUCCCUUUCCUAUUUAUAUUGCCAUUUGUAUCUCUCAUGCUUGACAAUAUCCAAGCAGAAAAAUCAAAUACACGCAAACUCAACUCAGGACACUUGAAUGGAUUAAUUUAUGAUUUGAUAUUUUAUAGACUUGCAUUAUACAGAGAAUUUGGUAAAGGCAGUGUAUUUAUUAUUAUACUCAUGUAUUCGUUCACUGCUA
Molecule: messenger RNA, 3495 nt
Organism: Tripterygium wilfordii
Lineage: Eukaryota; Viridiplantae; Streptophyta; Magnoliopsida; Celastrales; Celastraceae
Exons: 19
Coding region: 347-3277 (976 amino acids)
Cellular component (GO): Golgi apparatus; endoplasmic reticulum
Source: RefSeq, a predicted model, not a curated record